UGUUGUUGUUGUGUCGGUGACGCGGCAAGUCCAGCCGGCCGAACGGCAAAUGAGUCAGCAUCAAUAAUCUGCCUAUCUGUGGAUGUGGAGAUUAUUAUAGAUCUCCCAGCAAAACACUCACACAUCGAUUAGCGGUAAUAAAGCAAAAAUGGCGGUUCCUGCAGCCCCAAACCUGCAGCUGAACACGGCGAGACAAAGCAGCCCUGUGAACUCAACAGAAAACGACAUCCACAUCGACGAGAGAGAGCUGGAAAACAUCACCAACCACAUCGAGGACGGCACCUCGCUGCCGCUGCACUCCCCGUGGACCUUCUGGCUGGAUCGGUCAUUACCAGGUACAACGGCAGCAGAGUGUGAAUCAAAUCUCAAAAAGAUAUACACUGUCCACACUGUACAAGUUUUGAAAUAUUGA
Messenger RNA from Sinocyclocheilus grahami, 412 nucleotides. RefSeq names its product eukaryotic translation initiation factor 4E type 3-like. The transcript has 3 exons. The coding region runs from base 149 to 412 and encodes 87 amino acids. The record is from RefSeq and is a predicted model, not a curated record. NCBI's taxonomy places the organism in Eukaryota, Metazoa, Chordata, Actinopteri, Cypriniformes, Cyprinidae.